CUCUCUGUCUCUCUCUCUCUCUCGAUCGCGCGCGCGCGCGCUUUUCUCUUCGUCAUCUGCUUAAAACCCUACUUCCUUCGUCCCGUCGUCUUCGUCGUAGUAACGGCAAUGGCCCUCUCGGAGAAUGCUCGGAAAUCGUCGUAGUAACGGCAAUGGCCCUCCCUCAAGGCACUGGAAAGGCGGAUUCUCGUCAUCGUCAUCGUCGUCGCAGAUGCCUCUUUCGCCCUCUUCGCCGUCAAGGAAUCUGUUCUCCGUUGACAGAUCGGUCGUUGUUCCUGCGCCGAGUGAACCCGGCAAGAUCGUCAUGCACUCGCCGGCCUACUAUGCGCCCUGUACAGCCGGGGGGAUCCUUAGCUGUGGCCUCGUGCAGUUACGCCGUUGGAUCUCGUCAAAUGCAAUAUGCAGAGAAGACCGCUCUUGUGGUGGAUGACCUUGCGCGGGUUUAACCUGCGGUACGGCUGCAUCUCUAACGUCAGCAUUAUUAAACACUUCGGUAAAGCUACGAAAUUAUCAUGCAAGCAACAUAAGUAAGGCUACAGUGGAGUUGGAGUUCAUGACCAUCCGUCCACAGGCCAGAAUUCAUGAGUAGCCUACUGGAUCCAAGAUGGAACGUGUUCGGGCCGCUGCCCAGAAUUCCAGGCAACCGGCACCGCGAAGUGGGACCCGACUCCCGACUCCCGACCACGCGAUGUUUGUGCAUUUUCGACCCGUCCAAAGCCAUUGGAUCGAGUCCUCAGUCAUGCGAUUAGUUUCGUCUCAAGGGCCAAAACCGUUCAGCAAAGUCAGGCUUUACAUAGAAUCCGUUUGUCCCGUGGCGGCGACCUUCGCGCCUUGCCGCCAUGUUCAAACCCCCCCCCCUCUCUCUGUCUCUCAGUGAUCCGCCAUUGAAGAUUUUCUCCAUCUCUCUACUCUGUAAUAGCAGACUCAGGAUUGAUAGACGGCGUCACUUAAGUCGAAAUCCAUAUUCAAUGAAGCGGUUGCACUCCUGGAGGAGGCACCCUGAGGAGAAGCAUCUUCCUUUUCGAAUGCUUGGCCUGUGCUAUCCAUUGGUUGUAUGUGUCAGUCCUCAACCAUGAAGAGGCUAACCCGUAUGAAGAAUUGGAGGUGGCCCUGUACUUCGAGUACAAGGACGCUUUGUGGAAUGACCAGUCUGGCGAUUCGAUCGGAGGAGACAAACUGCAAAAUAGCCCGCGAAAUAGUCGGCGCGAAUGGCUUGGAUUCUUUUGCUUACACUCAACUUCUGCAGGAUAUAGUUGAACAGCAUUCCUUGAUGGAAGGUAAGGCGAUUCAUGGGCAUGUUAUGAAGCGUGGUGGGUGCGUGGACUUGUUUGCGUGGAACACUUUCAUUAAUAUGUAUUGUAAGUGCGGGAGUUUGGCGGAUGCUCACCGAGUAUUUGAUGAAAUUACGAUGAGGAAUACUGUUUCGUGGGUUGCUUUGAUUCAGGGGCAUCUUCAGAAUGAGAAUUUCAUGGAGGCAUGGUUGCUUUUCGUGAAGCUUACUAGACAGGGUUAUGAGCUCAAUGCAUUUGCUUUUACUACAGUUUUAAAGGUCUUGGUGAAUUUGGAGUUUGUUGAGGCUGGUAGUUGUAUUCAUGGACUCAUUAUUAGGUUGGCAUUCGAUGAUCACACCUUUGUUGGGAGUGCUUUGAUUGAGCUUUAUUCAGAGUGUGGGUGCAUUCAGGAGGCCCGGAAAGUGUUUGAUGGGAUAGUUGAGAAAGACUUGGUUCUGUGGACAGGGAUGAUUGAUGCCUAUGCUCAGAAUGCCUGUUCAGAGCAGGCAUUUGGACUCUUCUGCCAAAUGAGGAAUGUUGGUUUGAAGCCAAAUCCGUUUACCUUUUCUGCUUUAAUCAAGGCAUGUGCUUGUUUGGAAGAUGAAGGAUUAGGGAGGAGCAUUCAUGGUUUUGUUAUAAAAAAAAAAUUGGAUUCGGAUUUUUUUGUUGGCAGUGCUCUGCUUGACAUGUAUGCUGCAUGUGGAGAAUUGAGGGAUGCCAGGUUGGUCUUUGAAAUGUUACCACAUAGUAGCGUGGUUAUAUGGAGCUACAUGAUAGCUAGAUCUGCUCAGUUCAGUGAAAGCAAGGAGGCAUUGAUGUUAUUUCAGCGCAUGCAACAAGCUCUGGUUCCUGCCAACCAAUUCACUUAUUCCAGUGUUCUUCAAGCAUGUUCAAGCAUGGCCUCGUUAGCAUUGGGCAAGCAAGUGCAUUGCCACAUUCAGAAAACAGGGUAUGAUUCAAGUAUAUUUGCUUCUAAUGCCCUAAUGGAUGUCUAUGUAAAGUGCGGAGAAAUGGAGGAUGCACUUCGGGUAUUUGGUAAUCUGCACCAUAAAAAUGAUGUGUCAUGGAACACAAUUAUUGUCGGAUAUGCACAAUUAGGUCAUAGUGAAGGGGCUUUGAAGUUCUUCCACAAGAUGCUUGGAUUUUGUGUUCAAGUGACUGAUGUUACUCUAUCUAGUACUCUUUGUGCUUGUGCCAGCUUGGCCGCUCUGGAGAUCGGAAUUCAGAUUCAUUCUUUAGCUGUUAAGACUGUUUAUGACCGUGAUGUGGUGGUUGGCAAUGCAUUGAUUGACAUGUAUGCCAAAUGUGGCAACAUAAAGGAUGCACACAAGGUAUUUGAUCUCAUGAAUGAACAUGAUAUAAUAUCAUGGAAUGCAUUGAUAACGGGAUAUUCCUUGCAUGGCUUAGGGCUAGAUGCUUUGAAGCUUUUUGAUACUAUGUUGGCGGAUGACUUGCAACCUAAUAGUGUAACAUUUGUUGGUGUUCUAUCUGCUUGCAGUAAUGCUGGUCUUGUAAAACAUGGGCUUUCGUAUUUUCAGUCCAUGGCUAAAGAGCAUCUUAUAGUACCAGGUAUGGAGCAUUACACUUGUAUUGUCAUGCUUUUAGGACGUUCUGGCUGUCUCAGAGAAGCAAUGGAGUUUAUCAGGGACAUGCCUAUGAAGCCUGAUGUCAUGGUCUGGCGGGCUAUGCUUGGUGCCUGUGUUAUUUACAAUAAUCUAGAGUUUGGAAAGGUAUCUGCACAGCAUGUUCUUGAGUUGGAGCCACUAGACCACUCCACUUAUGUGUUAGUUUCAAACAUGUGUGCAGCUGCUGGAAGAUGGAAAGAUGUAGCUGGAAUCAGGAAGUUCAUGAGAGAAAAAGGGCUGAAAAAGGAACCUGGUCUUAGUUGGAUAGAGAUUCAGGGUCGUGUGCACUCUUUUGCUAUGGGAGACUUAUCCCAUCCUCAGAUUAUGGAAAUCAAGGAGACCUUAGAAUGGUUGAAAGAAAAACUGCAUAGAGCUGGCUAUGUUCCUGAUAGAAAUGUUAUUCUGCAUGAUGUUGGGGAAGAUCAGAAGGAACAAUUGCUUUGGCUCCAUAGUGAAAGACUAGCUAUUGCGUUGGGAUUCAUUAACUUGCCCACGGGAAGUCCAAUUCGCAUCAUCAAGAACCUCCGUGUGUGUUCUGAUUGUCAUGCUGCAAUCAAGUAUAUAUCUAAGGUUGUGGAUCGUGAAAUUAUUGUCAGGGAUAUGAAUCGCUUCCACCAUUUCAAGAAUGGGAUCUGCUCAUGUGGUGAUUAUUGGUGAUACAUGUUUAAACUUUAAAGUAUUUGUUAGUGCAUUGUCUGGCCAAAACUGGACCUUCUGCACUUAUUGCAAUUUCUUGGGCCUCACAGAAAUUCCAUUUGUUCAAUCUAGAUGUUGGUGGCCUUCCUCAAGGCGGCUACCAUUCAUCCUAGGUCCAAAAGCUCCUGCACCAUCGCUUUGAAUUCUGAAAGGCCAUUUCCAAAUGGCAAAUAGAGCCCAUGGUAAUUGCCUCUAUGGAUCAAGCUUGGAUCAUCUAUAACCAUAAAUUAAAUGAUGAACUUUCAGGUGAACAAUCAAAUUUCUUCGACAGUUCUUGUCUUCUUGAUCAUGAUACAGGCAAUUUUUGUUUGCAUUUCAACUUGUUCCUUUCCCUUGACAAAUUGGUUUUCUUUGUGCAGAAACAUAUGACAGAAGUCCAUCAGCAUUUGUUUUCAUUGCAGUUACACUCUUAAACUACAUUUACAUUCAUUAGUGAUGUGGCAGGAUUCUUGGUACGUUCUCACAUGACAUUGUGGUUUAGGUGAGCCUACUGUACAACAUCAUGACAAUAUGCAGUGGAAGACAGCGUGUAAACAGACCCCAGAGACCAAGCUUGCUCACAGCCUGCAAGAUAAACAGAAUUCACUCAAGAGCUAUUUCUGCAACUAAUAAACACACAAGUAAACAAUUUAUCACCACCAGAACAAGUAAAAUAGACAGCUCAAGAAGACAUACAUCUUUAACAGUUGCCCCUUUAGCAUUGUUGAGGAUAAUAAUAGACUGGAUGAUCCCAUAAUUUAAAAUGCUUUCAAUAUCUUAUAAUGGAGGAUAUUUAGAUAUUUCCCGUGGUUAGGUUUUGCAUGGUUAUUCAAUAUGGUGCUAACCUGUUUAAACCUAUACGAUACACUUACGAUACACGAUACACGAUACACUUGUGCAUUGUAGGCGUAUCGCCCAUAUCGUACAAGGAAACCUCUCUCUCCCUCUUUCUAAACACGCCUAAAAGUUGUGAAAGGGGAAGUUUUACUAGUUUUUCUACAAAAAUUGCCCAUUUAUGUGAUAAGUAGUCGAUUUAGGGGAGAAGUUGCUCGUGGAGAAGAAGGUUUGCUCAUGGCCCUGUGGGGACGAUGAAACAUUGAUUGAUGAUAAUCAUGACAUUAUAUGUUGUGAAAUGAUAAUGUAAUCUAAAACACUUUAAAAUUGAAACUUUAAAGUUAUGAUGGAUGCUUAUUAUGUUAUUAUGAAUUUCUUAUUUCUCAUUUCUAAAUGUGUUGUUAUUAUACUAUGGCUUAUGAAUGAUGUGAAGGUUUUUUUUAUAUGUAGAACACAUUUUUUUUUCAAUUUUUUUUUGUUUUCCUGAUUUUACCGAUUAUUUCUAAAUUAUUUCUCUCUUUUUUUUUUUUAAUUUUAUGAAUUAAAUAAUUAGUUUAUGAUAUCCUACACUAUGUUUACAAUAUGUUACGAUGCAGUGUAUUUGUUGGCCCGACCGAUACACGUUAUGAUACGCCUUUUACAACAUUAGCUUUGCGUGCAUUUGGUAUUCAAGUGCAUUUUUGUUUAAAAUAUAAUCAAUUUCCUGCAAAUUUGGUUUGCUAAACUUUUAUGGAGAUUUUAGUAUGAAGUUUGACAAAUAUUUCUACUAUAUGCGUUGCAUGUUUAGUCAUUGAUACAUUAAAUAAGAAAUCACUUACGUUUGUGGUUUAUUCCUUGGUAGCUUCACUAAAGGCCAUUUUUUAAGAUAGUUGCUUCCAGGAGAUCUUUUCUGCAAUUUGGUGAUGGGUCUGGGAUUGCAUUUUUGCAGCUGCAGAUAUGAAAGCCUUCUGUGGCCCAACACUUCCCCCAUAUUGAGUUAUUUUGUGAACUUGCAAUUUAAAUUUCACUUUGGAUCUUGUGUAGUUCCACUUUGAUAUGUCGUCUAUAUCACAGGUAUGGAAUAGCAUAAUCUCUCAGCAUCCACUUUUGCAGUUAUUUUUAUUUCUCAAUGUUGAUACAACAACUUCAUUAAUACGAUGUAUGCAAAUGAUCUUAGGUUCAGCCAAUUAUUUGUGAAGGAACAUAUAAGUGCUUUAGAAAUGAAUAUCUAAAUGUUGCAAUCUCAUCUAUUUGAUGAUGUCUAUGGUUUCUAUAAACUUGAGAAUACUUGAAUGAGAAAAAAGCAGCCAUCAUUAACAUGAUUCUUCAUUCUUGGUGGAAAAAUCGACACCAUUCACCCAACAGCAGCCUCUGAUAAACUGCUCGAGGAGUCAAGGGUUCUGUAUGUUUUCUCCUUCUUUCUGGGUUCUUUCAUACCUUCAUUAUUGUCGUUAUAACUUGUUUUGCCCAAUUUAUUUUGGUUUUUUUUUUCUCCAGCACUAUUUCAUCUGUUGAUUUUUACAGUUUUGGCUGAAGAUGAUGGAUAGAUCUGAUUGAAUCUAUCUGCAGGUGGAUAGACCAUUUCCUUCCAUGCUAUUUUUGGGGAUCUGCAUACUGGCCUUAUUUGCAUCCUGCCUCUUUGUGCAACCUAUGUUCCUGAAUUUUCAUUCUAUGUUCUCCUGUUGUAUAUAUUCCUUUUGGCUGAUGCUGUUAAGGUGAGGAUUUAUAGUAGUGAUCACUUACACUCAA
This is a messenger RNA of Nymphaea colorata (pocket water lily), 6133 nucleotides long. RefSeq names its product putative pentatricopeptide repeat-containing protein At5g13230, mitochondrial. The transcript is spliced from 4 exons. The record is from RefSeq and is a predicted model, not a curated record. Gene Ontology annotation, molecular function: protein binding; RNA binding; zinc ion binding. Lineage: Eukaryota; Viridiplantae; Streptophyta; Magnoliopsida; Nymphaeales; Nymphaeaceae. The coding region runs from base 1055 to 3553 and encodes 832 amino acids. Gene Ontology annotation, biological process: RNA modification.